Molecule: messenger RNA, 2229 nt
Organism: Sporisorium graminicola
Lineage: Eukaryota; Fungi; Basidiomycota; Ustilaginomycetes; Ustilaginales; Ustilaginaceae
Exons: 1
Coding region: 1-2229 (742 amino acids)
Biological process (GO): meiotic chromosome segregation
Cellular component (GO): chromosome, centromeric region; nucleus
Source: RefSeq, a predicted model, not a curated record
AUGCCAACCCCUGCGAGACUCUUCAGCGCCGAUAUGCAAGCCACACCGUUCGCGCCAUCACAUACUGCCGCGGACGAAGAACACGCUUCCCAGACCGGGCGCACUCGAAGGGUACGGAAGAGUAUCAACUACGCCUUGCCCAAGCUCAACACAAAGAUGCGUAAGCCCGAUCCUAGUGACUUGGUCCCCGCUGCCACCCCACACCGCUCCGGCAGCACCACACCGGCUUCGGCUCGUGGCAUGGUCGGAAGUACCGGAAACUUGAGUGACAUCCGUAGGCUACAUGAAGCAGCGGCCUUGCGUCAAUCUCCGACGGAGCGCGCCUCGCACAUGCGCUUAAACGGCAGCUCGAGCUAUCCGGAUGGCGACGCCUCGAAUGGUGAAGGCGGUGGAGGCGUGUGCAUGGCCGACCUGUUCGAGAUCCGUCAAGUCGUCAAUCAACACGCGACGCAGAGGAUCAGCCCUGACGCAGCUGCCGACACUCAGCACGCCUUUUGGAACGCGGAGGGGACGAAUGAUACAUCGGAUGAUGAUUCUCGGGUGACGAGCAACGCUGACCUGGGUGAGCUCGCCGAGCUCGAAGCAGCCAUGAGCGAUCUAUGCACAGCCGACGAGGCGCCACAACAAGUCGAUACUCCAAGAGCACCCCAAUCAUCCAUGUGGCCCUCCCGCUCUUCAGCCCAGAUGAGUGCCUCCUCCUCGACGGACAGCAUGUUGUCACGCACUCCUAGCACAGUCGUCAGCGCCACUGCAACCAAGAGACCUUCACUGCGACGCAAGACGACCACGCUGCCGUCUCGUUCACGUCAAUCCUCAGCCGAGCAAGCAAUGCAGUCGGAGAUGAUUGGUGAGUCUGAUUCGAGACCGUCCGUCAACAACGGAAGGGACGACUCGGACGUCAAAACUACCUUUAAUAAGGUCGCAGAAGGUGCGUUUACAUCGGCGACAGACACGGCAAAGACCUAUGGGAGCGAGAAAAAGGGCAGUGAUGCAAAGAAAGACGCCGAGCGCACCCGCCCUUCCUCAGCAGCAUUGUCCUCGACCGAACUCGGGAACGGACGUCCACCCACUGUGUCUGCUGGUCUUGCCGCCGGUAUGAAGCCCAAACAGAGGCCAGCCAGCGCAGGCGCUGCUCUGGUGGGCUCACGGUCUGCGAGUGCCUCUUCAUCUUUGAGCAGCGGUGUUGACAGACCAAGAACCUUUUCGGGCACCACAGCUGCGAAAGCAGGCCUAACACAAUCGUCGGCCUCGAGUAGCUCCGCAGGAAGCACGAGUCGAUCCGUGUCCUCAACCUCGUCAUCGUCUACCCUGCGAAACAGCCUGCACUCGGCGCUCACAAGCCAGACAAAGGCUACGCCAGGCCAAAUGACACCUCGUUUCGGAGCUAAGGGCCUUCCGACUUCAGCAGCAUCGUCCCUGUCGACCGAAUCGCCGCGCAUCGUGGGCACACCGAUACUACGUCCAACGCCGUCAAUCAGCAGUCUCGCGUCGGAAUCGAGUGGCCGGUCGAGCCCAGCGCUUUCUGUUGCGUCGGCAGGCAGUAGCGGCACUCAGCUGUCGACCUCAACUCGUACGUCGCUGAAGAUUGGCGCGCCCUCGGGGUCCGCGUCGUCUGCCAAGGCGCAAAGACCAGGAACGGCGGGCUCGAUUGCUUCGAGCUCGUCGUCUUCGAGGGAGGGCUUCACUAGAGUAAAUGGGCCCGCCCCGAGCGUAGGCGCAAGCGCGGGCAGCACAAGACCACAGCCAGCUCGAUCGAUGCCCAGCUUGCGUCGGGCCACCGACAAGACGGGUGUGACGUCGACCCCGAGAAUCACCGUACGCUCGUCAUCGUCGACCAUUCCUGCAGCUUCAGUUUCGGGACCCGAUUCAUCAAACGGUGCAAGCGGCACUUCUACAGCGGCGUCCAUCGCUGCUUCCAAGGUGGCCAGAGCAAUCUCUUCAACGCCGGUGUCUCGCUCCAAAGAUGCGACUUCAACUCCAAUGGGCCUUGGAAUCGAUUUCAACGAUGUGUCUGCGGAAAAAGAGCUGAGUACGUUGACGGAUGAGAUUCAACAGGUGCUGCAGAGGUCUUCGUCUUCGGCAGCGCCAUCCUCGUCUCUCUCGUCCGAGGCCCAGUCAAGCUCGCCGACGAGUGCGAGCAAAACAUCCAGCGACGAUGCAUACCUCCCAACCGCGACUAUCGCCAAGACCCGUCGCACCAGCCGCCGUGUUAGUGGCAUGACAGCCUAG